GUUAAAUUUGUUGAACAUGGUUAUGAAUGUAUUAAGUUAUGUAAUUAAAAAACAAAAUCAAUUAAUUACAAACAUAAAUACAUUUGCAAAAAACAAGAAUCCCAUACUAGAUUUAUUUUAUAGAGUAUUACAAAUUUUUAUUAGAAAAUUAAAACAGUUUCAAAUUUUUUAUUUACCACAACUGGAUUGGUAACUUUUUUUUACAUUAAACUUCAAUAAAAUGUUCGAUUUUCAUUGAUUAUUUAUUUUAUUUUAUGUUAUUAUUUUAGGAGUAGUCUUUCUCAAGAUGAAGGAAAAGAAAACAUGAUGUCCAUUAUAAAAGGUAUAAAAUAUUAAAUUAAUUAACUACAGGAUGUAACAUGACUAUUUAACAAAUGUAAUAAGUAUUUUUUAGUAAUAAUUACUUAAGCUAUAAUUUUAUUAUUUACAAUUAAAAAUAAAAACAUUAAAAAGACACUAGGAAAGUAGAAUAUGAAAAAGAAGUUUAAGCAAAGUUCUGGUUUUCCUAUUUUUUGGGGGGUUUUCCUGAUUAUGAAAACCACCUGAAAAAUCAAACAAUUACCAUUUUUCAGUACCAACUAGAUAAAAUUUCCUUCCAGAGAAGGUAUUACAUUUGAUACAUCGGAGAAAUAUUUCUGAUAGAAAAGUUGUUCAAAGAAAAACAAAAAAAUAAAUAUUGUAAAACCAUUACAUGCUAUGCUUAAAAUUUAAAAUUUAGAUAUUUUUUAUAAUUGUUUAUAAUUGUUGAUAUUUAAAACUGUCAACUAGAUUAAACUAUUAAUUUUUAAACAAUUCUCAAAGUUUGAUAAAAUUUAAAAUUUAUUUUUUGCUAAUUUUACUUAUGGACAACUAUAUUUGAUCAAGGAUAAAUGAUAAGUGUUUAUCAGACACACUCACAUUCUUAGAGUAUUUGGGUUAGCAAAUGUAAAAACAAGUGUUUAACUUAGAUUAUUUAUACUUAUAAUUAAAUAUAUUGUGUUAGAUGGUUGCAAAAUUCCAUACAGAAUUCACUAUCAAUAUGCUGGUAGCAAAUAAUUUUUUGUUUAUUGUUCAGUGAUAUUACUUGUCCAGUUAUACAUGUUUUGAAUUUCUGUCAAAAUUUCAAGUGUCUAUGAAUAUUUUUAAAUUUGCCUGGUCUUUCUAUAUUUUUUUCUGGUUUCCCCAUUUUUUUGACAACUGCUUGAAAGUUAAUAAAUAAUUUCCUCAGCAACUAAAUCCAAAAUUCAACAAAAAAUGUCUUGUUAUAUUUUGAUUAAAGCAAUAUUUAAGGUAUACAAGUUGCUCAUAGACACAAUAAUAAAAAUUUAUAGUAAAAUCAAUAGAUCCCAGAAUAUGCUUAAAGUCUAAAAUGUUGAACAAAACAAAAUUAGUUUAAUUUUUUUUAAUUUGUCAUAUUUUCUUUGUGAGGACAAUAUGUUUAUUUAUAAUCAUGUAAACCUGUAUUUUAGUAAUGUUUACAUUUUUAUUUUGUUCACAAUUUUAGUUAAAAAUAGUUGAGAUUCACAUUUGUAUAUUUAAUUUAUAUUUUAGAAUACCAAUCUGAUAGAAAUCAGGAGUUUAUGUAUGGUUAUCAUUCAUCACAAAUACAAGUUUAUACUGUAUAUGACAGCAAGCGAUUUAUCAAGAUUGUUAUUCCAGCAAUAAGAACAAUUUUCCAAUUUAUUGUAAUGGUUUUAUUUUGCAUACAUAAAAUAUCAAAAUAAAUAAAAAUAAAAUAAGAUUUAAAUUUUUAGGUCAAGAUUGAAGGAACUAGAUUUACAAUUGAGCUAUUUUUUAAUAAACUAUUAAACAAAUUUUUGAAACAUUCAUUGUUAUCAUUAAAACUUUGUAAUUGCCCUAAUCAAAAAAAAGAUAUGGUCAAAGAAAUACUCACUGCAGUAAGUUAUCUCUUAAUUUUUAUAGUAUUAUGAAAUCUCCAUUGGCAGACAUUGAAGAAAUUUUAACAUCUAAAAGUUCCUUUUAUAGAAAUGCCACUGUUAUAUCUUAAGUUAUAAUUAUAUUUAUUAUCUAAUAUCUUUGUUUUGUAGCAAUGUUUUAUUUGUAUUGUACAUAUAUUUUCAGCUAUCCUGUGUUAAUCCCAUCCACUUAAAAAUAUGCAUUACUACAAAAUAUGAUAUUAUUAAACUGAUUUAUGCUGAAAGCCUAGAAACAUUAAUUUUUGAUAUGGCUCUGAAUGAUGAAGUUUUAGUUUUAACCUUUAGUAGCCUAAUGUUUGAAUUUAUUUUAAACAACUUGGUUAAUGAAAUUGAACAAAAAUGCAUUGUUGAUUUGGUUCAUAGGCUUCAGUUAAAUUUUAAACUCAGUACAAGUGAUGAAAUUGCUAAUGAAUAUAUUUACAAAAUUAUAAAAACGUAAUUUAUUUAUUAAAUAUUUAAUUUAAUAACUGUUUAAAACAAAUUAUUUAUUUUUAAUAUUUGAAAAUUGUUUUUAUAAUUAAAAUAUAAAUUAUUUAUGUUAGGUUAAUGAAUAAUUUACAAAAUACAAAUCAUGUUAUGUUCAAUAUUGAAGUAUUAAAAACAAUAUUUGCUAUUGUUGAAUCUGCUCAUUAUGAACUCGGAGAAAAUAUGAAUUCAUUAUUAAAACAUUUGUUUACUGGUAAUAUUUUGUUUAUUUUUAUUUUAUUAUUCAUUUACAUUUUUGGUAUGUGAAUGGUUAAAUGAUCAAUUACGUUAAUUUAAUUAUUCUUGAUAAUAAAUGAUUUGUUUUAUUAAUAGGUACUUUUUUUUUUUAUUACAGAUUUACUUUCAUACCAAAUUAGUUUACCAAAUUCCUUGGGUUUAACUAAAAUUGCACUUUCAGAGCUUUGUUUAGCUGAAUGUAUGUUAAAAGUGGUUCCUCCUACUCAAAUAAUAGAUUUAUUUCCCAUAAUAGCAUAUUCACUUCAAAUAGAAAAAUUAAUUUCUCAGGUAUAUAAAUAUAUUUAAUUUAUGUUAUUCUUAAACAAAUUAUUUGUUUGUAUUAUUUAACCUAGUAAUUGAAUUUCAACAUCCUAUUUAUUAAUGUUAAUUUAUUUUUAUUUUUAAGGGACUUUUUAUCUUAAAAAAAUGUGUAGCUAUACUGCCUGGCAAUUUUUUCAAUGAUCUUGAUCUUAAUAUUCGAAAUGAAAUUCUAAUGGGAUUGUAUUAUUGUUUGAAUAACCCAUCAGAAUCUAUAUCUCAACCUGUUGUGAGGUGAACUACUUUAAUCUAUUUUAUUGUUUUUACAAAAUUACUAUUAAUGUUUAUUUGUUAAAGUUUACUUGGCAAAUUUGGAGGGCUCAACCGAAGUUUACUUAAACCUUAUCAACUUGAUUUAAAAACCAAGUAUCAUCAAAAUGAAAAGAAACCUAAAAUAUUGAUAUCAUUUGAACAUUUCGAACAUAAUUUAAUAGAAUUAGAUAUUGAACCAGUAAGUAAUUAUAUAUAUGACUAGGAAAUAUAAACCUGAUAUGAAUAUUUAUCAUAGUAUAUAUAUAUAUAAUAAAACCUCAUUAAGAUGUUGAGUGAGAAAUGGGGUUACCGGUAACUUAAUCUUAAAUCCCUGUACUAGAUUUUACCUAAAUAUAGAAGCAUGGUCAUUAGUUUAUCAUCCUUUAGACCAUCUUGUUUAUCUUUAAUUUUAGCCCAUUUGAUAUUUUUUUCAAGAUUCAAGAUGGUCGUAGGUAGAUUUGUAGCUUGGAUUCAAAAUGUGUGGAUUUUCAAAUAAACUUUGUUGAAACAGUUUUUAUUCACUUUGAAAUUUAUCUCAUCCCACAUGAUUGAAACAUAGUAAAUGACAUUUAAAAAAUUGAUUUUGGAAAUUUCUUUGUUGAUUCCAUUUCCUGUAAAUACCAUUGUACCAAUUAAGCGAGAACAUAUUAAUGUGGUUUUACUGUAUAUAUAUAUAUAUUUAAAUAUUUCAAAAAUUAAGUAAUUAGUCUUAUUAAAAAGGUAUAUCAUAAUAUAUUCAAUUUAAAGUAUUGAACAUAUUUUGUUUUUCUAUUUUUCUAAGUAUUAAAUAGGAAAAUAAUAAAAACAAAAAAAUGUAUUAUUUUAAAAUUAUAUUUGGUUUUUUUUUAGUUAUCUAUACUAUUCAUAUACAGGGCUCUGACUUUUAGCACUUAAAAUCCAUAAAAAAAGCCAUGAAAAAAAUAUUUUAAAACUUCUUAUAUCUUAUAUAAAAUAAAAAUUUUUAAUACUAUAAAAUUCCUUAUUUUGAAUUGUUUUUUAAGGAUCUUUUUGGCAUUUUUAAGUGCUUGUUUGUUGAUUAUAAGUGCUUAAGGUUCCGAGCCUUAUUUAUAAGUAUAUGAUUCAAGAAGAAGAAAAAUCACAAUCAUUAAGCAUAGUCAUUAAUCUGCAUUGAUUAGUGAUAUUGGAUAAAAAAUUUAGCCUAAAAUAUAUAUGUGUAUAUUAAUAAUGUAAUUUAUUAAAUUGUUUAAUAUAUUUGUUCUGCUGGUUUUAAUAAUUUAUACAUUUUAUUUAAUAAACUAUGUAUAAUUUUUAAUUUUUUAUAGAGCAUUAAUACUGCAGUUGAAAUAUUAAUGUCAAAUUUUGAUCGAUUCAAUAGAGUACAUAGUUGGAAUGUCAUAAAAGGGUUUUUAGUAGUAUCAUUGGAUUGUGAUACUAGUGGAAUUACAAAUAUAUUAUCAAAUGUCAAGUAUGAAAAUUAAGUGUAAAAUGUAUAUAUCUAAUUAGCAUUGUUUCUGAAAUAUUAGGUUAAAUAUUUGUAUGAAUAUCACAUAAAACAAAUUUUAAUUUUAAUAUUUGAUUCACAAAAGAUUAUUAAGCAGAUUAUUAGUGAUUACUGUUAAUGUAUAUGUAGAAAUGUUCCAUAUAAUUUAAUAAUAUGAUUCAUUUAAUACUAAACAUACAUUUAUUUCAGAAAGUAUUAAUUUUUGGAAAAUUUAUAUUUACUAUGUAUUAGAAUACAUGGUAUUUUAACACUAUAAUCCAGUGUUUAUACAAAUUUUUUCCUGCAAAAUGGUUCUGUUUGAAAAUCAAAUUUAGUACCAUAAAUUGUCAUUUCAAAUUAUAACAAAAACAAGGUGUCAUCAAUACAUAAUGAAUAAUUUGAUUUUUAUUUUCAGCUGGGAAACAUUCAUAGAUAUAUUUGAAAAUAAUUAUACACAUAAUGUUAAAACUAGUAUUGAUGAGACAUAUAUUAAGGCUUUAACUGGUAAUUAUAACAAUUUUUUUUUUUUUAUCAAGUAUAUUUGUAAUGUUUAUUUAAUAGGUUUAAUGAUAUGCUGUAAUGAUGAGUACUUAAAGACUGAUGCUUUACAGUAUUUUAAUGAGUUUACCAAACUUAUUGUUCAUAUUUCAAUAUGUCACUUCAGUAGUAUUCUAUAUGGGCGUUCUUCAAACAUCAACCCAUACACUUUGAUUGAUGCUAUUAUUAUAGUGUUAUCACAUGAAAAAGAAAUAAUUUCUAGUUUCGGUGCAUUAGCUACAGAAUUGGUCAUGAAAGAAUUAAAUAUUAUUUUAGGAUGUAAUGUAUGUACUAAUUAUUCUACAUUUAAAAUCCUAUUAUAAUUAUAGGAGAAUUUAAAAAAAAAAUUUUUUUCUUUAGAUGGUUUAUUUUCCUUUAAUUACUUACAUGAUAAGACAAUGUUGUGAACUUUGUUAUGAUACAAAUUGGAUUCAUAAGCGUGGAGGUUGUUUUGGACUACAAAUUUUGUUUUCAAUUUUAUUAAAAGAAGACACUAUUACAGAAACAUUUUCCAAUUGGUUUAUUCAACAUUUUCUAUCUAUAUUUAAGGCUAUGGUGUUCAUAUUUUCUGAUUUAAAUGAACAAGUGUGUAUUAUGUUACAAAUAUAUAAUACAUGUUCUGAAUAAAUAAAUGUUUUAGCUGACAUUUGGUGCACUGGAAAUAGCUAAAAAUAAUUUGGACGUUAUGAUAAACUGGCUUUACUGGACUAACCCAAAUAAAUCAUCGCAUAAUUUAAUAAAAGAAACAAUUUUAAAGGAUAUUGCUGAUAACAUUAUUGGUCCAAAUGAUUUGCUGAGAGAAUUGGUAAAAAUUGAUGGAUUUUAUUAUUUAUUAUUAAACUGUAAAAUUAAUUAAUACAAAAAAUCACAGUUUAAAACAAUGGAAAUUUAAAAAUCAAUAUUUAUUAUGUGGGAAAUGUGUAGUUAUGUGGAAUGUAAGAAUUUAUUUUGAGAAAAGUGUAUGAAUAACUUAUUUAAUUUAUGUGUGCCAGAGAUCAAAAAUAAGAUAUUUUUAAGAUUAUAAGAUUUAUUAUUGCUAUAUAUUAGGGUAUUUCAGGAUUUUAUUCUUUAUAUCAAAUAUUCUUUUCAUGGUAUUGUGUUUCCUAUAGUUUAAAGAACCAUUUAACUCAACAAAUUUAACAUUGUGCAUGACAUGGAUGGUGGGGGGCAUUUAUAAUAUACAACAAUGGUUGAAUGUAAGCUUGUUGUUGAAUUUAUUUUUUUCCAAAUGACCUAAUCAAAUCUAUUUAAGAGUAUUCUAUAAUCGUAUUAUUCCUAUAAUUAUAUCAUAUUUUGGUUUAAUAUUAAUAAAAUAUCACUUAUACACCACUGUCAUAAGAGUAUUUCUAUGAGUUUAUUUUUAAUUUUAUGUAUCAGGUUUAUAAUUGGGUCUUUAUUUAAUAAUAAUAUGUUAACAUGGAUGUUUAUUUUUCAUAACAAUAUAAUCUUAUUGGUAUAUUAAAGUAAUAACUUUAUAAACAUCUUUAUGAUAAUAAUAAUAUCCUUUAUAUUUUAUUAUUAGUAACAGUGUGAAAUGUAAAUGUAAUGUCAUGAUAGUACAUAAUAAUAUUAUACAUAUUCACAGUGAAUUGUAAAUUGUAUGAUUAUUUUUUCUUCAAUAUCAAAUUGAAAUGUGACAUAAUUAUAUGAAUAGAAAGAUUAUCAGGUACUCUUAAAUUCAUUUAAUUAGGCCAUUCCAAAAAAAAAAAUAAGUUCAUUAGCAUUGCUCUGACAUGACAUGCAAUGAUAAAGAUCUUCAUGAUUAGGGAAAGAAGCAAAUGUUAGAUAUUUUAUUAUGGUUAUUGUAUUCUAUUUAUAUAGUAGUAUAAUAAUUAUUGAUUUUUUGAGUCCUAUAUUUGCUUUGGAUUUUUUUAAAUAAUUAAUUAAUGUAGGGGCAUAGUUUUUAUAUAAAAAUAUUGGAAGCUUUUAUAUGUUAAUAAUUUUUAGAGUAAGAUAAUUUAUUAAAAAUUAUUAGAAAAAGAAAAAAAAUACUACUAUUUUUUAGAUUCUGUGCUAAGUGAGAUUGUAUUGUUUUUUUUUAUCUGUGAAUUACUUUUCUACCAGAAAUAUUGUAGUUACAUAAAUGUAGUACAUUUUUUGAAAGGUAAUUUCAUCCAGUUGGUACUUAGUGAAGUAAUUUUUUGAUUUUUCAAAUGGUUUUCAUAAUAAAUCGAAAAAACAACAAAAUUUAUGCAAUUUAUUGUUUUACAUUUUUUUUUUCUUGUUGUUGUGAUUCAGUUAAAAAUAUUUGUAAAAAAUUUGGAUAUUUGUAUAUUUAAUCUGUAUAAAAUCUAUAUUUGGACAGAAAACUUAUAUUUGCUUUAAAUGACAUCUGUGGAUGAAAUAGUUAGACCUAACAGAAAUGCUUGAAAAUUUAAUAGGAUAUUCAUUAUGUAAUGUAAAAUUUCUUUUUAUAGGAAUUUCGAUAAAUAUUACAGUCUUUUAAAAUGUGUAUAACUGAACUCCACUCAAAAUAAUUUUUCUUAAGCAAUGAUUAAUAUCAUACAUUACAUACAUUGAUAUACAAGGUGUGGCAAAAUAUCCUCCCUAGUUUUAAAAGUUAAUAAAAAAAAAAAAACAAUUUUAGUUAUACAUUUUUGUUUUACAUAUAUUAUUGUUUAAUAUUAAAAAUUCUAAUUUUUGCAGUUUUAAAUAAAAUGUUGGUCAAGUGGUGUCCUUUACUGUCCAUACAUAGCUUCAAGCAAAAUGAGAAGUUAUAAUUUUUAACUUAAGCAUACAUUUUUCUAGGAUUUCUGUAAUAAUUGCUUCCUUUAAAUUCCAGAUUCCUUGAACGAUAAUUAUAAACCUGAGAUUUAACAUGACCUCUACAGAAAUAAAAAGCACAUGUUGUUAAAUCCAGAAAGCAUGUAGGCUAUAGAUGUGAUACUUCUAAUGGAAAUCAAGCGCCCCUCCUGGAAACAUUUCACUCAAUACUUGCAUUGUUGUGUGAGCUGAGGCUCCAUCCUGUUGAAACCAAAUAUUCUGUAUAUUGAUUUCUUUAAGGUCUCUAAGAGCUGGUGCAAAAAAAUCUUAAAGCAUGUUGACAUAAUGCUCAGAAUUAAUGGUAACUGCUUGAUUUUGUUUAUUGAAAAAGUAAGAUGAAAUAAUCUGUGAAAUUACACACCACACUGUGGUCACUAUGCAGAGAGACUUCUGGUGUAUUUCCCAUGUGUUUUUAUUACUCUAUUUUUGAUUUGGAAUUACCUGAUGAGAAGAAUUUUCAACAGAGUAUGAAACACACUCUGGACAACAGCUACACACUCAUAUUUAUGAAAAUAAGUUUCCACAGGUUGUCUACAAUGUGUUUAUUCCAGUCCUACAUAAAUAGACUCAAUUUCCACCAUUCUAUAAUUAUAAAUAACUGUUUAUUGCCAUGCUGAAACUAGGGAUGAUGUUUUGCUGCACUUUGUACAUUAAAUUCCCAUCUUCUACAACAGUGGCUACAAUCUGUCUUUUUUCAAAUUAAUUGUUCUACAUUCUACCACUCAACAGGCCUUUAAAAGUCAAUUUUGUAUAAUUUUGAUAAAUGGUCCCUUUUAUUCCUUUUAAUAGUUAUUUUUGUAUAGUAACUCAUAUUUGAAAUAAAAAUUAUUAUACAAUUAUUAUGGAAUAGAAAUGAAGAAAAUAAAUUUUAUAUCCUAAAUUGAUUUAUGAUAUUUAUAUAAUUUCCUACUAUGAUAAACUUAGCUUAACUUUAUAAUUGUAAACAGCAAAAAAGCUGUAGUAAAUAAUACAGUCACAUUAAUUGACAAAGAGAUCAGUUGGCUUAUCAGUAAAUGAAGAAAAAACUAAAGUUAUGGAACUAUUGAGAAACAAUCAUGAAUUAUUUGCCAUGAAUGAGCUCUGGUUUUUGUAAAAAUAAACCAGUUUAAAUACCUUGGAGUUACCAUCAAGUGCAAUAAUGCUGAUAAUGGCAAUAAUGACUGGAGUUUAGAAGUAGCCAACCCCAUACACAAAGCAGAAAAGGCCUAUUAUACAUUACUAAAGUUUUUCAAAUCUAAAUUAUUCCUGAGAAGGAUGAAAUUAAGACUGUAUAUGGCUAUAGUAAGACCAGUAUUGCCAUAUGGUUGUGAGGUGUGGAUGAUAACAGCGCAAGUGGAGAAAAGGUUACUCUCUUUCGAGAACAAGAUUUUAAGAAAGAUCUGCGGUGCAAUAUAUGAUAAUGAGUUGGGAUGCUGACAAAGGAGGACAAACAUCAAAAUUCAAAAAAAAUUACAUAAAGCCCAACUACUUAAAGGCACAACCAUUGCAAUGGUUUGGUCACCCUAUGCGAAUAGAGAAAUCAAAGGCUGUGAGGGCUGUUUCCUAGUGAGAAAAAAUCCAGGAAAGACCAAGGAAGUGAUUGUUCAAUAGGACAAGUCAGAACUUAAAAUCACUGGAUAUAGAAGACUGGGAGGACACUAUUCAGGAUAGAGAAAAAUGGAAGGCUCUGAUGGUGGAAGCGAAGACUCUUGGAAAGUCAUAAAGCUAGAAAGAAGAAGAAGAAAAUAAUUUAAAAAUAACAUUGGGAAAUUUGUUGGCAUAAUUGGUUUAUAUUUGAUGAUUAUUAGCGUUAUAGAGACCUCAAUGAAAAACCUGGAUAACCAAUAAAAUUGUAUAGGUUAUAAUAAUGUUGAAUAAUUUAGGAUUUUUUAUAUAGGUCACUAUUUCAAAUAGUAUACAGAGUGAUUUCCAGCUAAUAUAUAAUAUUAUAAGGCACAAUCCAAUAAUAGCAUUAGUAUAAAGUAUGAGAUACAACACAAUGAGAGAUAAUUCAUUCUCUAGGCCAAUUUGACAGGUGAUAGUUGUUUAGUGCCAAACCUAUUCUCCCCCUAUAAAUGGAAUAUUUCAUUAAUGUGUUCAAGAAAAUUUAAAAUUUUAACACCAAAAUGUAUUGCACUCAAAAUUUCCAAAAAUCAGAAUUUGAAUAUUUGCAAAAUUUAACUAAAAAAAUGGGGUGAGCACUCUAUAUAUAUUAGCAGUGGCAUGAUAAAAUUGACUCAGCUGCGCAUGAAAAAAAAGAUGUGUGGGCGGGUGUUAAAUAUUGAUGUUUAUGCUUGAGUAGUUAGCUACUUAUUUAUAUUUUGUGUUUAUAUAAAAAAAAAAGGUGGGUGUUGACAAAUUUUACUAUCAAUAAAAAGUUAAAAUUAAAAAUUAAAAACUGUAUAUUAGUGUAUAAAAAGUACAAAAAAACAGAUAUACUUCGAACAAUUGGUGGGUCAUCAUUUAGGUGAGAGGUUGGCAAGUAUAGAUAUAGAGAAAAUUUGAUGUAUAUCUAUGCAAUGUCUGUACAUUGCAAACAAAAAACAAUUCUGAGCGAAAUUCAGUUGUAUUUUUUUUAAGAGGCCUUAAUAUUUACAUAUUUUUUUCAAAGUUAAAAUUCUUCUAAAAAAAAUGUACAGCAUUAAACUCGACUUUUUCUUGUUGCCACUUAAGUACAACUUAUAAUAAGUUUUCUGUUAAAUUUUCAAGCAUUUCUUUUUGGUCCAACAAUUUCAUCCAUACAGUACCUAUUGAAUGAAAAUUACAUAAAAACUCAUAAAAUUAAAAUACCUAUAAAAAGCUUAAACAUUUUUCAAAUGUUUUAAAAAUUUUAUCACAUCUAGAAAAGCAAUUUUUAAUUUUUUCCGUCAAAUUUCAAUUACGAAUAUUUUAAAUUGAUUCACAAAAAAAAAAUCAAAAUUCAAAAUUAUAUAUUUAGUAUAUUUUCCAGUUUUGCGUACCUUUCCCCCACCUAGGGUUUUACCAAUUAUUAUGAAAACUGCUUGGAAAAUCAAAAAAUAACCCUCCUAAACUACCAAUUAGAUAAAAUUCCCUUUCAGAAAAGGUACUACAAUUGAUACUUGAGUAUGAAAAAAAAUUUCCUUGCUCCACUGCUAAUCUAUUACUAUUUUUAUGUACAAAAAAAAAAAUUGCAAUUUUUCCUAAAACUGAUACUAAAAUAACUAAUGGGACCUUUAAUAAUAAUUUCAAAAAUCUGAUCAAAUUUAAAGAAUAUUAUUAAGCUCUAAGGAACACGGUACCAUUGAAAGAAUAUCUGAAAAAUAAAUUGGAACACCCUUCUAUAUUAAUAUAAUGAUAUUAUUAAAUUAAAUUAAUCCAGGACAAUACCUUAAAUUUAAUUUGUCCUAUAUUUUAGAUUCUGAGUUGAGCAAAAAGUUUCACAAAAGUUUUUAUUUUUUUUUUCCUGUGGACAACUUUACUAUCUGAAAUCUCAGUCCACACAUUUUCUGAAAGAAAAUCUGUUUGGGAAAAUACUUUAUAAAAGUCAUCUUUUGAUUUUCCCAGGAGUUUUACCAAUAAAUGGGAAAAACCGGGAAAAUAGGUACAAUAUAUAAUAAGUGUUCAUUAUUAUAUAAUUUUUCAAUGAAUUUUUGGACUAAUGAAUAAAUAAAUAAUGCCUAUUUAAUUAUUUUAUCAUAAUAUAACAUAUAUAUGUUGUUAACAAAGCAUCACUAUCAACUGAAUUCCACUCGGAAUUGUUUUAUAAUUGCAGAUAUACAUUAAAUUUCUUACUGUAUUCUACUAUCCCAACUUCUCACCUACAACAGUGGCUGCAACUGUCCCCAUUAAUCUAGGACAGCUUUUUUUGUUAUUUUUAUUAUAUAGUUAAUAAAAUAUUAUGGUUUUAAUUUGUACAGUUUUACUCAUUAAUAAUUUGUUAAUGUUUUAUUUAUAGUCCAUAAGAAUGGUCACUUGUAUAGCAGAAAAACAACAAAAAUUAGUUUCCGAUAUUUUAAUACCAUACCAUGAACAUUUUAACUUAGCAAUUCCUGGAUACCGAUUAUUUAAUACAUAUACUUAUAAAUCUCAAAUGGGAAUAAUGAAAGGACAUAUAUUUUGUAUGCUAUUUUCUAUCCCUCUCAUAGAAUUGGGUAAGCCAUUUAUAUGUUUUCUCUAGGAAUAAAAUAAACAAAUUAUGUUUAAGUAUUAUUAAUUUAUAUUUUAAUUAUAUAUAUUAUAUGUAUUCAAAUUGCAGACUUUUCAAAAAAAGAACAUGAAUAUUAUUUUAAUUUUCUAUGUAUGAUAUGUAGAAAAAAUGAUAAACAAAUUAAAAAAAUACAUAUGUUUAUGGGUCACACAUCUAAAGAGUUGUAUGAAUAUCGUAAAACAGUAAUUCAAGUAUUAGUAAAUUGUAUUAGUUUUUUUAAAUACAAUGAGAAAAAAGUAUUAAAAUUGUUUUUGAAUAUGUUGAUAAAUUCUGAUGAUCAAAAAUUGCAAGAAAUGGUUUACCAGUGUUUAAAACUUCAUACACAUAGAACUAUUUUAAUGGAAAUGGUAAAUUUAAAUGAUUCAAAAUAAAUUGUAAAUUUGUAAUGUUUAACUAAAAUGAAAUAUGUAUGCAGGUAGACAAAUUAUUAAUUCAUUAUAAUAAAUUAUAUGGGAACAAUUCCAAAAUAACAUUGGUAAAUACUCGGCGUAUUAUGUAUUUAUCAAAAUUAUUUCCAUCUCGUCCAAGUAUAAUUUUGUCGAGCAUACUAUUGAAAUCAUUUAAAUAUUUUUGGAAUAAAAAAUAUAAUUGUAAAAAUAGUAAGCCUAUUUAUUAUGUAUAUAUAUUUUAAUAUUAAAAUAUAUACACAUAUAAUAAAAUUGCUAAAUUUAUUUAGAACAAUCCAAUUGUGAACUUGAAAAUACUUUGAAGAACAUAUUAGAAAUAAUGUCUUUAAUAAAAGCAACACAGUUUUUUCAAGUACAAGAAAUCUGUGAAAUUAUUUUGAAUGCAGAUAUAUUGUUAUAUAGAGAUUUAUGUAAUCAAUUGCAUCCAUUGUUGAUUAAAUGUUUAUCAAAAUUUCCUGAAGAUUGUGUAAAGAUGUUUUUUAAAGAUAUAAAUAUAAAGGUUUGACAUGUUUAAAAAUACCUUUCUUGUUAUUUCACAUUUUAUUAUUGUUUAAUCUAAUCACUAUAAAGAAUUUGAAAAUCAAAUUUUUUUUUAGAACUCAAUUUGGACAUCAUUUUUUAAUUCAAUGAUACGCAAUGAAAAUGAUGAAUCUUUGAGAAUUAAAUUAAAGACAAGCCCUUCAUUACUUGAAAAUUUAUUGUUAUUAUCUAAAAUUGGUUAGUAUUUUUUCAUUUAAUAAGUGUUUAACUUUUAUAAUGUUAGACAUUAUUGACAUUUAAAAUAUACUCAAUUUUUGUUUGCCCAUUAAAUAUGUAUUUAAAUUAUUUUGAAUUAUUAAAUUUUUUUUCUUAGAACAUAUGUAUAUUACCAAUUUAAAAACAAUGGUGAAGUCAGAAUUAAGUGAACUGACAUAGUUUCGAAAUUAUAGCUUUUUGAAGUUAUGUUAUUAUGUUAAAUAACUAUAUAUUGUCAAACAUUAAAUAUGUUUGUCAAGUUUAAUCAUAAUACAUGUUUAUUGGCAUCCUACCCUAGGGUAGCAGGGUUCGAGAGUUUAAACUGGAGUUUCAAAACAAAUUCUGUUUAGGUGUACCUAGAGAAAGUAAUCGCCCACUCGGACUAUUUUAAUUGCAAAAUACCCAUAGAUUUGUUGUGCAAACUUUGCUACCAGAAAUAUUGCUCCAAGUGUACCUUAUUGUUUGAAAGGAAAUUUUAUCCACAUGAUACUUUAUGGAAGUUAUUUUUUGAUUUUUCAAUCAGUUUUCUUAAUAUCUGGGUAUAAAUGUAGGUAUUAGUAAAAAAAUAUUAUGGCCUUUUUUUCUGUGUACAACUUUUCUACCAGCAAUUUCACUCCAAUUUAAAAUGAUUCCACUUUUUCUGUAAGGAAAUCUAACUGGGAGUAAACUUGGAGAGAGGGAAUUUUUUGAUUUUCCCAAGAGUUUUUUCAGCAAAUGUAAAAAAAUGAUAAAAAAACAUGGCUAAAUCUGUAUUAUAUUAAACAAAAAUUAAUGAAAAUAUAUAAUGUCCAUUUAAUUAUUUUACCAUAAUAUGAAAUAUAUAUUUUUGACAAAGUAUUAUUAUCAACUGAACUGUACUCGGACUCAUUUUUGCAUUAGCAAUAGUUUAUCAUUGCUUACAGGUAUAUAUUAAAUUACCUAUAACAGUGGAUGCAUUAGUUCCAUUAUCCUAAGACAGCUUUUUUUAUAAUAAUUUAAUUUAUAAUUGAUUUAUAUUCGUAUUUAUUUUGGGCCAUAGAUCUUAGAUAUGUCUUUUUUAAGUAUUGUAUUAUAUUUUUUAAACAAUUAGGAUAACUUUAAGAUUAAUAGGAAUAAGAAAACACCAAGAAAAUUAUUAAUAUAAAUUCUGUUUCUUUUACUGGUUGUUAUUAAAAAUUGUCUAUUGAUUAUUGUUAAAUGAUAAGAUAAAUAUUGUUAAAGUGUAAAUAAUUAUAAAUAUAUUAUCAAGGAGGGUUAAUUUUAAAUUUAUAAUCACUACACAUAAUGUUGAUUAGAUGUGAAGGGUUGUGAAGGUCUUUUAGUGCAAGUUAUGAUUGAAGUUUUAGUUUUAGUAUUAUUGUUAGUAAUAUAUUAGCAUCUAAUAUAACAAGCUCUUGUGUACUGCCACCAAGUUAAGCCCUACGAUCCUAGGUCUUUAAAGCUUGGGAGUUUUUUGGUACAUUUUGAUCAGAUCCCAGUGUUUCCUAUUCAGUAAUGCCACACAUCUGAUUGGUUUUUACAGUUACACACCAAAUAACUACAUUAUACACUGUGUUAUAGUCAUUAAAGUAGGUGUUUAUUUUCUUGGGUGUUAUUGGUUUACUUAAAAAAAAAUUAAUAUAAUAUAUACUAUUUGUAUGGUGUAUACAAUUAAUGCACUUAUUGUAUAAUUAAUAUUUGUUUGAACUAUGCCAUAUAGGAGGGGGGUGAUGAAAUAGGCUCCUCCUACAUGUGUACCUGGGUCAUGAUGUUCAGUUUUUAAAUUUACAUAAUAAUACACUCAGAAUCCAAAAGUUCAUAACCAUACAAAACCAAUAAAUUUCUUUUUCAGAAUUUAAAAUUGGUUAGGCUAUUGAAUAUUUAAAUCCUUUUUUAUAAUAUUAUUGUUUUAUAGACCCAUCAAGAACUAUUCAAUAUGAGUGUAUCAAAAUGAUUUACAACAUGGCAAAAAUGGAUAAACAGUGGAUUAUUGAAACUAAACUGAUCAACACUUUAUUAAAUAUUUGGUCCGAUAUUCAGUAUAAAGUGAGUAUUUUUUACAUUUUAUAAAAUAGACAAAGGAAUCAAUCUUAAUGGUUAUUUGUUUACAUGUCAAUAUAUUCUUAUAAAUUCCUCUGUAAUCAUUUUUUUCAAUGUAUACAUAUGUAUUAGCAACUGCAUAUUUUUUUAAUUGUGAUUAAAUGUAUUUUGUAUUUUUGGGUCUGUAUUUUGGUCUUAGAACUUAUCUACAUUUAAAAGAUUUUAAAUUAGUCUAGUAUAAAUGUUUUUUCUAAUAAUAUCUUGUCACUAAUACACCUAUAUCUAGUAAUUCAUGCAAAAGCUUUUAGUUAUCAAUUGGUUUGAAUUUGAUAGACCUAAGAAGACAACUUUCUGGUAUUUCAUUUAUAUAUGAACUUUUAAAAAGCUUUUUUUAUUAGUUUUAUUAGAAAUCAAGGUUUCCAUAUAAAGAUUUCUAUACUUUUCCAGAGUAAGAGUUAUGGUAUUCUUUUUUUCCUCAGGUUUUAUUGUUAUAUAAUAAAAUAUCCACAUCAAUAGACCUUUUUGGUUCUAUUCAUCAUACAUUUAAGUUGAAUGUUAUAUUGAUAUUAAGAUGUAUAAUUGGUAUAUAAAAUAUUUAAAUACUCUUAAUAAGUUUUAGUACUGUGUAUUUGUACUUUAGACAAAUUAAGUAAAGGUUGUCUAUUCUUUUAAUCGUCUUGUUAAUCCAAAGGGCUCAAUUAAAAAGGGCCCUUAUUAUAAAUAAAUAUAAUGUAUUAUAUGAAUACAAAUACAGUAGAAUGCCCAAUUAAUGUCAUGGGUGAACGUAAUAAGCAAAUAUCUAUAUGAUUGACCAGAACUCUUUUGCAUAAACCAAGUAAACAUAGCAUCUUCUAGUAAUGCUGUUUUAGGUUUUUUCAUUGUUUUAUGUGUUAAAGAACCUUUUUCAUUAUGGAGAUUAUUCACAUACUUGUUGAUAGAGUCCUCAUUUUCUUUAUAUCUGAAAACAUGGAUGUUCCAGCACCAUAUUUUUCAAUCAAUUCUCAGCCUGUUUCACAUUUUUUCAAUCACACAAUGAUAUCUACUUUUUCUUUCCUAGUAACCACCUCCCCUUAGAAGACAUUGUAACAGAAAUUCAUUAACUAAACUGUUUGACAAUUUGAUGAUUAGACAACAACUGACUUACUAAGAAUAAAUAAUAAUAAUAUUAAUAAUAGCUGAUAUUUAUCAGGUUUCUAUAAUUUUAAGGAAUCAUUUUUAUCUAUACAUACAUAUAUAUGUAUGUAAUAUAAUAAACUGGUGGAUAUCUAAUCUAUGAUUUUGAAAUAUGAUCACAAUUUAAGAGUUAUUGAAAGACCAAAUUUCUUUUCAUCUAAUUCUAGUCUGGAUAAUUGGAUGUCUGGUUGAUUGAUGAUUCAUAUAAUAAGUAAAAUUAAACACUUCUCUCCAUUUUGAUUAAUAAUAUUUGAAUCUAUAUUUUACAUCCUUAUGAAAGCCAGUUUUUCAUACAAAAGAUCAUAGAUCUUUAAACACUCAACCUCCCCUAUAAACACUUAUUGUCAUUAGUAGUUGUCUUAUUCUGUUCUUUCAAACACAUACUCUGUUUUACUUCUACUUAUCAUUAGUACUUUUUCUUUAAGUGCUGCUCACUAUACUUCAAGCCUAUUGUAAUCUUUUUACUGAUUUUCUCCUAUCAAAAUUAUAUCAUCAGCAAAAAAAAACAAAUACCCUUCUAUUAAUGAUAAUUUAUAUUUUACUAUCCAAUAAUAAUGAAAUAUUAACAACUGGGCUAAGAAAAAUGUAAAAUUUUAAAAUUGAGAGGCCAGGGAAAUGUAUAUUCAAGAUUUAUUAACCCCUAUUAAUAAUUCUUAUUCUCCAUAAGCUUAAUCUGAUGAUAUCCUAAGUAGAUUUUUGAAAUGCUCGCAACUUCAAAUUUUUCCUAAGCUCAUCUCUGGUUCCAUAAAUUCUCCCUCCCUCCCUCUCUUCUUGUCAGCAAUUUUAAAAUACCAACUUUUAAAACAAUCAUAAUUCAAGCACAUUUUUUAUUUCCCUUCAUUUUGCUAAUUAUCUAUGUAAUGAGCUUUUAGGGUGUUGAGAACUCUUUUUUAAUUUCAUUUGACAUUAUUGUAUUCUAUAUGUACUCAUUUACUUUUGUUUAAUAUUUUUAUACUUGGCUAUAAUUUAUUCAUACCUAUUGCAUUUACCACAUUAUUUUAUUGUUAGGUUAGGUUUUAUUAUUGCUUACAAGCCUAUAUCUAUAUUAUAAAUACAUUAAUUAAUUUGGUUUAAUAUUUUUAAGGACCGAUACAAAAAUUUGGCCGCUAUUAAAUUGACUGAAUGGGAUGAGCCUAAAAUGUUAUUAAAAAUAAUAUUGAUAUAUUUUAAAAGUAAUGUUGAUCAAAUUUUUAUACUUUUUCAAUUGCUUCCAGCAUUUACUUCUAGAUUUCCUAUAGAUAUAAAUGUAAGUAAAAUAGAUUAAUAAUUUUUUUAUAAUUAUUAUUAUUUUAGGUGUUUAUUAUGCCUAUUAAUUAUUUUGUUUUGAUUGAGUAGUUUUUCAGAAAAUUUGUAGAAAAUGAAAUGAUUAGUUCAUAUAGUGUAAAGUGGAUUCGGAAAAUUGUUUUUAAAUUUAUUGAUUUAUACCACAAUAAAGGUGCAAAUAGUGAUCUGUUAGGAAGAACACUGCAAUAUUUAAUAUUACCAAGUCUUUCAAUGUGUUAUAAAAAGGGAGAAAAUGAAAAACUAUGUAAAUUUACUAAUCCAGAUGAAAAUAUACUUGGAAUCAUUUUAAACAAAGUAUGUUUUCAUUUUACAUAUAUUUAGUGAGAAAUAUCAAGCAGAAACAAUAAAUAAAUAUAUAUAAUACAUGCAAAUAUAAAUACAGAGUGUGUAAAUUGUUAGUUGGAAAUGCUACAACUUAACUCAUAUUAAAUAUAUUUGAAUUAAGAAUUAACUAUUUUUAUAAAAAUGUUAUUUUUUAAUUGGAAACUACCCCUUUAUAAGGUAAUCAUUUUUAAUCAUAUUGUUUUAUGAAUUUUAUUUGAUAAACCCACUUCCUAAGUUCAUAAAUAACAAGUUAUGGAUAUUUAAAUGUUACAUAUUAUUUUUCAGAGUUGAAUUAUUCACUUAUUUGGUAACUUAAAUUAAUGAUUUUUUCACAGUAUGAAGAAAAAUCAGUGUUAUGGUAGAGGAAAAGGGUUAUACCUGCCUCUAAAGUACUAAAAAUGUUGAACCAUUAAAAUAACUAAAAAUGCACUGAAAAUAAUUAUCACAUAAAGAGGAGUUUACAUUUAAUAAAAAAAACUUGUUAUGCACAUGGACAAAAUUAAAUGUGAUAAAUACAGUUUAAUUAAUUUUAUUUGUAUAUCAAAGUUUGUUUGGUAAUUAAAUAAACAAAAUACAAAUAUAUAUUAUUUAAUAUGAGUAGAGUUAUGGUGUUUCCAACUAAUAAUUACACGCUGUAUUGUUAUAAUACAUAAAAUGUAUUUAAUAGUGGCUUUUAUUAUUCAUUUUUUUUUUUUUUUGCCCCCCCCCCCUCUUCCCCCAACAUUUAGUGUUAAUACCUAGCAAAUAAAUUAUGCAAAAAUUAGUAGUUUUGUCAUUUUUUAAUGAAAUUGUUUAUAAUGAUAGGUUAAAACUUUUUUUUUUUAACCAAAAUAUUUGAAGAUUUCAAAAAUGUCACUUUUGACUAUAUAACAUAAUUUAUUACUGAUAAUUUGUGGUGAACCACUGUUGUAGAUGAGAAUUUGGAAGGUAGAAUACAUAGGAGAAUAUAAUGUAUAUCUGUAAACAAAGAUGAACCAUUGCUAAUGAAAAACGAUUCUGAGUAUUAGUUGAUGGUAUUGCUUUUUCUAACACUAUUAAUAUUAAAUUUUUUAAAUUUUUUUUUAUUUAUUCACUUUAUUAAAUGUUUAAAACAUCUAUUUGUAAAAAUUAUUGUUCUAAACAUUUUAAUGUACUAUAUAUUAAUUUCCAAAUAAUAGUUUUUUAAUGAUAGCUCUUUCAAUUUCUAGAAAAUAGGACUAAAAACAAAUAAUAUUCAAUAGAGGCUAAAAAACUACCUUGCUGAUUAUAAUUCUGUAUUGCAAAAUGUGUUAUUUUAUUUAAUAUUAAUCGUUUUCAUACCUAUUUAAAACUGCUAUAACUAUUAAAUUAGUUAAAAAUUAUUGAAUAUUUUUUACAAAAUGGUUAUCUUGAAAAUGUUCUAAAGUGAAAAAGGGAAGUUAUUUAAGAUUUUGAAUGAAUCCAAGAAGCUUAAAGUUUUACAAUGAUAUUUUUUGUUUUUCUAUGAAUCUUGAUUUGUUUUUCUAAGUGUAGCAAUUUUUCUGAAAGGAUCUCUGUUUGGAGAGAUACUUUAGAGAGGUGAUUUUUUGAUUUUCCCAGGAGUUUUUUCAUUAAAUUUAAAAAACCAAAAAAAUAAAGAAAAAACAGGGGGGGGGAUGUUAGGAAAAAUUGGUACAAUUUUAAACAAAUACUAUUCAAAAAAUAUAUAAUGCCUAUUUUACCAUAAUAUAGGACAUAUAAAUUGUUGGCAAAGCAUCACUGAAUAAUUGUUUCCUUAGCAAUGGUUUAUUGUUGCUUACAGGUAAAUAUUAAAUUACCUAUAACAGUACCAUCUAGACAAAAUUCCUUUCAGAAAAGAUGCUACAGUUACAUAUGGAAACAAGAUUUCUGGUAAAAGUUUUUGUAACAGUGUAAAAAAAAAAAAAAAAAAAAAAAUUGUAAAAUGUAUUGGACAUUCUUAAUUUUAGACUCUGAAAAUCUGGUUAAGGAGAUUGUAAGUUGUGAUUUUUGUCUUUGUAUUGCACAUAUACAGCUUAAAAAUUUGGAUGUGUUCUUUAUUCAAUGUAGUGAUUAGUCUAAUCAAGCAAUAAGAAUUUUAAAAACAUAUAUGACUUUGUUAUCAUCUACUUUGAAAUUGCAUUUCCCACAUAUUUUAUUUUAUCCUCCUAAGAUCAAAAAAAUGUAUAAUAAAAAUGGAAUACCUUAAAUUAAAUUAAAAAUUUAAAUCAAAAAUAAACUUGAUAACAAACCCAAAAUGGUUUUUAGAAUUUUUUAUCACUUUUUACCACUAGACCAAUUGGUAUGUUGGAAAUAGAACACAUAUAAAUUCUCACAUUGCAAUUGUGUCAGAAAAUUAGGGGUCAGUGACAAUUGGUUGAUAUUCAAUUGGUGGACACAACAUUUAGUCAACAAAUAUUUGAUCAAUAAGAAAAUAAAUGCAAAUACAAUUUUCAGAGGCACAUCAGCUUAUCACAGGGUACCCAUCUUGGUGGUGGAUUUUAGGAGGUGAUGUGGCUUACCCCAUAAAAUGAAAAAAGGGUUUUACAAAACACUUAAUUACACCUAUUAAAAAAUCAUGGCAGUAGUAGGGUAUUAAUGUAAAAAAUUGAUCCCCCACUAUUGUGGGUUAAUUGGAGAAAAAAAAUAUAUUUCUUGGUGGUGGAUUUUCUGUAUGUUUGUAUCAAAAAUGUGUGAAAUAAAUAUGUACCAUGUCUAGGACCAGUUUUAAAUUUUUUGUUUAAGAUCCUGAGUGUAGCAAAGAAUUUAUUGGUUUUACAAAGAUGUUUUUUGAUAAAAAAAAUUGUUUUUGCUGUGAAAAACUUAACUUUUAAGUUGGGGUUGGAGUAGUGGUGCAUUAUAUCACACUGCACAUCUUACCACCAUACCAAUGAUACUCCACUACUCUCUUCCAUCCUAAACUUUAAAUUGUAAUAUCUUGUCAACAGCUUAUGAAUAAUUAUUUUUUUCGUAUGUUUUUAGAUUUUUGGCAAUAUUCGUACUGCAUUAACUGGGUGUGAUUUUGAUGGGAUCAAAUUAUUUUUAUGUCAAUUACUGUGUUUAUUAUUUCAUGAUUUAAUAAGUUAUAAUGAAAAUAUUUCUCGUGUUAUACACAAUGGUAUACUAAGUUGUAAAACAGCUAAAUGUUCAAUGGAUUUAAAUGUUAAAUACCAUUGCAAUUUGAUUUUAAUAUUUUUAAUGCUUUCUGGAAAAACUCCAAAAAAUGAAAAACAAUAUCAAGGUUAGGAAGUUUUUUAUUGAAUAUUAAAUCAUUUUAAUGAAUGAUUCUUUAGAAUAUUAACAAAAUAAUUAUGAUCAAAACAAAUGUUUUUAGUGAUAUAUGAUGAACUUUUGAAAUGUAGCAGUCCUGAAGCUCUACCAGUAAUACAAUAUUCAUUGAGCUUUAUCGUGACAGCUGCCCUUGAAAAUAGUGUAGAAGUAAAUACUUUAAUUGCAUGUGUAAAGAACUCGAUAAUGUCUGAAUCACAUAAUUUUCAUACAUUACAUCAUAUUCUAUUUUUUGUAAAAAAAUAUAAUACAGUAAGAUAUAUUAUAGUUAUUAAAUAAUUUGUUGGUUUUUAUAUUUACUAAUAAUGUACUUUAUUUUAGUUGUUUUAUCCUUACAAAGAGGAUAUGUCUCCUCUCAUUUUAAAAUCUUUACUUCCAGUUGCAAAGAAUAACAAUAUGGCAGAUUAUAAAAAAACAGCAAUGGAAUUAGCAUGUUUAAUUGUUGAAUGGGAUCUUGGCAAUCCAAAUAUGGUAUUAUAUUAAAUAAAAUAUUUAAUAAUUAUUACUUUAAUUACUUUAUUUAUUAUAUAGGAUGUAGCAUGUUCUCUUAAAACUAAUGAAGAGCAAUUAGAGUGUAAUAAUUCAUCAUCACAAUUAAAGAAAUCAUCAGCAUACAUUGAGGACGCACUAAACUUUUUGGCAAAGGUUGCAUGUCAGGUGCUGUAGAAUAACUGAUUUAAGUUUUUAAUAAUAAUUUAAAGUUUUAUAAAUAUUUAUAUAUUUAUCACAAUAUAGACUUAUGAUGAUAAACAUGAUAGCAAAAUUAGUAGACUUGCAAAACACAGUGACAUAUUUUUUAAAAAUAUACUGUCUACAAAGACACUUGAUACUAAGGAUGUGAAAUUAAAACUUAAGUGGAUUGAAAAAGUUUUAGAAACAUUUCUGAAAAAAGAAAACCUUUCUAAACAAAACCCAAAUGUAAAUGGUAAUACAAACUCUAAUGUAUUGAGUUUAGUAGCCAUAUUUGAGAUGAUAUCUUUCUUACUAAAAGUUCUGUCUCAACAAUUUAUGUUAGAAGUUAUUUCAUCACUUCAAGAUUAUUUAAUACAAUUUCUACAAUUGGUAUUUAAUGAUGUAAUUUUCAUUAUUCUCAAAUAAUUAAUAAGUUAUUUUUGUGCUUAAUUUAAUAAAGUAUGUUUUUUUAAGGUAUUAAGUAACAAUCAAAAUCCUCAUAAUCCAAAAGAAACGUUGGCAAAUCGUUUAUCUGUAUCACAAGUUAAACAAGUUAGUUAAUUUUUAGUCAUUAACAAAUUAUAUGUUAUGUAAUGCAAUAGUAUAAUAAUUAUAUUAUUUUAUGUUUAAUUAAUGAAAGUUUCACUGACAUUUCUUUAAAAUUUUCAAUUUUUAGUGUAAUGAAGGAACUUUAAAAGUCAUAACAGACAUUUUAAAAGCUUUUCCAUCAAUUGAUGGUUUGGAAAAGUUACACACAUCUAUCCAAACGGUAUGGUUUAAGUUUAAAUAUAAUAUUAAUUUUCAUGAUUAAAUUAAUAUUAUAAAUUAAUAUUUUAGAUAAUUUCUGAGGGUUUAAAUAGUAAUUCUUUACACAAAUUGGAUGUCAGUUUGACACUAUUAAAUGCAUCAUUAUUGUAUUUUUCCAACUAUUUGGAUAAUGAAAUAGUCAAUACUAUUGGAGAUAUAUUGUUUAAAUUUAAUACAAGUUAGUAUAUCAUUAAAAAGUAGUAUUAUUAAAGUAUCAUCUUAUUUUGUACACAACUAUUUAAUGAAUUAGAAAUCAACAUAAUCAACAUUAUUUUAAAAUUGUUAAUGUAUGUUUUACUUUUGAUUUAAAUUUUUUUUUAGACAAUAGCAAUCCUUCAAUAAAAGUAAAAAGUUUAGACAUAUUAAAAACCCAUGUUGACACAUUGUCACGUAAUGGCAAACAAGUAUUCAUUGAAAAAGUGGUUUUAGAAAAUUUGAAUAAAGCAAGAGAUUCAGAAAACAAUAUACCAUUUGAAGUACAAAUAAAAUGUUUUGAACUUAUUAUUACUUACAUAAAAGACAUACCGGAAGCCACAGAAGGAAUAAUAUUAAACUCAACAAUUCUAGAGUAUAUCAAAACCACAACCGAUGAGCGAAUUAUGACAAUAAUUUUAAAUGUAAUUAACUUAAUGAUAAACAAUUUUAAUUAUAAAAUAAUUGUUAAACUUCACCUUUUUAAAAUUAUAUUAUACAUUUGCAGGUCAUAACUAAAUGGAUUGAAAUUUGUAGAGAUGAAUCAGUAUUGUUUAACUGCCAAAUCAUUAACAUUUUAAAAUCCAUAACUAUUAUUAAUCGGUUCCCUAGGUUAUCAGAUUAUUGUUAUACAUUGAAUCUCGAAAUUUUUAAGUAAAUUUUUUUUAACUCGUAUUUCUUUAUAUUUAAAAAUAUUUAUUUCAAUAUUUUUUAUUUUUGAAUAAUUUUCAGAAAUUGGUUCUUUCGUGAAUGUAUUGAAUUUGGUCUUAACUGUAAAUCAUCACCAAUUAGAUAUGAUUUUUUACAUUUUCUUGAUACAUUAUGGAUUGAUGGUGGAUUAUGUAUGAGAUUGAGUUCAAUAAUGUCUGAUGAGUUUAAUUAUGAUUUAGAGAAUGCACUUGCAUUUUAUAUCCAAUUAUUAUUUGUAAAAAUAACUAGAAAUACUAAACUUCAAGGAGAUUUUCCGAUAUUAAGAAAAUUAGCCAUCACCAAUGAAACUGUAAGUUUUAAUUAUUUUGUGAUUAUUAUCUAAUUAAUUAUAUUUAUUGUACUUUUAAUAUUUAUUUUUAGCUUGUCUGCUCUGAAAAUAAUAAUUUUUUAGAAUUAUAUCCAGUGAAUGGUGUUCAUACAUUUGAUGUAUGCUCCUCUUUAGCUCAGUUGUGUUUUGUUAAUGUAAAUUUAGCUAAAAUCAUAUGGACAUCAGUACUUCCUAGUGUUUGGAAUAUGUUUAAUGAUGAACAAAAAAAAUUACUUACCCAAAAAGCAGUAAACUUUUUAGUAAAUAGCAAAUUAAACAAAAAUUCCAUGGCAGCAUUUUAUGAAGCUAUUAUUCUAUGUCUACCGAAAAUUAAAUUUGAACCGUAUGCUAUUUAUCAUAAUUAAUAAAACAAAUCUCAGGGUUUUAUUAUGUAUUUGGUGUAAUAUAAGUAAAUACAUAUUUAUUUUAGGCAUCAAAUGGUAUACAUUGGAAAAACAUAUAGUUUAUGGUAUAAAGUCAUUGAGCAGUUAGAAGAAAUCUGUGAUUAUUUUCAACACGAAAAAAAAAAUGUAAAUUGUUUUUAUAAAAUUUACAUUUUUAAUUACAUCUUCAUUUAUGUGAAUUUACUAUUUGUUAGGAAGCUGUUGAAGGAUUAAUUCAAAUGUAUUCUUUGCUACAUGAAGAAGAUAUUUUAGAAAGUUUAUUUCAAAAAACUAUAAAAUGUGAAGAAACCAAAAUAGCACUAUCUCUUGAGCAACUAGGAUGUUACAAAAGAGCUUCAACAAUAUAUAUGGAGCUAUUAAAUCGUAAAAUAAAUGAAUUAGAAGAUAACCAUACUAAUAUUUUCAAUAAAGAAAUUGAAUUCAGAAAGAUUCAUUUAACUAAGUAACUAAAUCUACACUCUAGUCAUAUUAAAAAUAUUAACCGAUAUAUAUUCCAUGUUACUUUUGUAGAUGUUUGAGAGAGUUAAAUGAUUGGAAUUAUUUAUCAGAACAUUUAUUAGAAAAUAAUUGUGUGUUAAAUAUUGAAUAUACAUGGAAAAAAUCAAUUGGAAAGACUUCUAAUAUUAAUUUAAGGUGGGAUUUAGAACACAAACAACAAAUUUGGCCUUCUAAAUCCAUUUGGAAGGUAUUUUUUAAAUAUAUAUUAGUAUAUUACUCAUAAGUUAUAUUUAUAAUGUAUUGGUUUAUUCUGAUUUUUAUUUUAUUUUAUUUUUUUUAACUAAACAUCUUUUUUAUCAGAAUGUAUUAAUUUAAUAUAGAGAUAUUUUACCUUUCCAACUUCUAACCUACAAAAGUCCACCCAUAUUGCGCAGUUUGUCUGUAUUUUUUCUAUACAGGUUUUAUUUAAUAAUGAACAUUUUUUUUUUUUUUCAGUAUCAUUUUUAUCUGGCAAUGUUAGGUUUAAAUGAAUUAGAUCAACAAGGCAUGUCUAUUGUCCAAGAACAUAUUGUACUUGCUAUCAAAGAAAUUGUAGAUAAAUGGAAAGCACUACCUAAAUACUUGUGCAACGCCCAUAUUCCUUUACUUCAAGCAACUCAAUUGGUUUGUUUGAUUAAAUUCUUAUUGAGCUUUUCAUGUUAUGAUAAUGUUUUGUUUAAUACAGAUUGUCGAAAUACAAGAAGCACAUGACUAUCAAAAAAGUUUGUUACAAUCCCCAAAAAACAUAAAUAAUAUUUGUUCAAUAAAUGAUAACUGGAAUAAUAGAAAACCGUGGAUUGGAGAUAAUUUAAAUUUUUGGAAUGAUUUGAUUUCAUGGCGAAAAACUUAUUAUUCAUUUUUAAUCUCAAGAAAUUUAAAUACAAAAAUACUAAAUAUCAAAUCUGCUGUGGUAAAUAUUUACACAUUUUAUAAUCUUAAAAAAAAAAACAGUAUUUAUGAAUGUUGUUGUUUUAUCUAUCAAAUUUGGGGUGAAUGCUUUAUGAGCAAAAUAAACUAAGUCUAGAGUUAUCUCUUAUAAAGUUUAUUUUGACAGUAACAAAUUUGGUAUGAAAACUAAUUAGAGAUCACUAUUAUAGAAUAUUGUUUAAAAUGUCACUAGAACUUUAUAAUAUAAAAUAUGUACAAUAUUUUAGAGUAUUGACAGAGUUUUGACAAUUUAAGAAACAAGAAGCUCUAAAAUAUUUUAUUUCCAUUAUUUUUUUUGUACAUGAUAGUAGGAAACUAUCCAGUGAUCAAUAGAUCCCUUGGUUUUAUUAUGCAUGUUUCUAUUUUUAUUUAUAUAUUUUUGUGUCUGUGAGCAAGUUUUUUUUAGCCGAAAUCUUGCUCCAAGCAAAACAUGACAAAUGACUUUUUUAGUGACCUUUUUAAUUGAAUUUUAGAUCAUUGGAAAAUUGGUGUAUUAGGAAGGUUAUAUUUUCAUUUUCCAACUAGUUUUAUAAUAAUCAGGAAACUCAAAAAAUAUAGGAAAAUCAAAAAAGUUAAUGGCAUUAAAACAUUUUAUCUUUUUAGCUACAUAUAGACAUUUCUUUGAUAGGUACUAUAUGGUUACAAUUAUUUGAUUAAACAGAGCACUUGAAAAUUUAAUAUAAGGUUCAUUAUAAGAUCAAAUAAAAGAAGACAUCCUAGGAUAGUAGGUUCGAUGCAGCCACUGUUUUAAAUAAUUUAAUUAAAAUAAUUACCUGUAAGUAAUGAUAAACCAUUGCUAAAGAAAAGGUGAUUUAUAGCCGAGUUCAGUUGAUAGUGUUGCUUUGUCAACAAUAUAUAUAUCGCUCAAAAUCUAAAAGUAGAGUGUAAUGUAGUUGUUUUAUUUUAUAUAAAAGUUUUGAGUUACAAUGUUGACAAAAAUCAUAAAUAUUACAAUCUUUCAAACAUGUAUAAUAGAACUUGGUUCAUCAUUAUGUUUAAUUAGGAAUGUUUUUAUCAUUACUUACAAAUGUAAAUUAAACAACUUAAUGUAUUCUACUUUUCUAACUUCCUACUUAUAAUAAUGGCGCACCCAUCUGCAGUAACAGCUCUUAUUUUUAAGAUAAAGUUACUGCCUACUUUUGAUUUUAAAAUAGCAACCUAUAUUUAAAAAUCCCUUACUUAGAUUAAUUAUAUAUUUAAGAUUAAAUUAUUUUUGGUUUUUGAUUUCGUUCAGCCUAUUGUUUUUCAAUUUCAAGUUUGAUAAGGUGGAGAGUAAAUCUAGACUAAAAGGUUAGACUUUUGAUUGGUGUUCCAAUACUCUCUGCCUACCAAAAUUUAAAAGUAGGAAGUAUUUCUUUAAUGGAUUGAUAGAAAUCUAAAAUUACAACAUCAAAACAUAUUUAAACUAAUACUCUAUCUAUUUUUGGAAUUUUCAAUAUAGGUUACUAUUUGACAAUCAAAAUUUUGUGGUGGUUUCAUCCCCAAAAUAAAAUGAACAAAAUUAAAAUAAAUGUACAAUUGCAAAGAUGCUUGUUUUUUUUUUUAAAUUGUCAAACAAAUUUAUUUAAAAAAAAGUCAACACUAUUUGAUACUUAAAUACUUAUUUUUUACAGGAUCAAUCAAAUUUAAUGUUUGGGAAAAUAGCACUUAAACAUAAUAUGACCGAUGUAUGCUUAAAUACAUUACAAACUCUAGACUCAGAUAAUGUUAAUACAUCUAAUUGGUUGUAUAAGAUGUUCUUGGAAGCAAAAUGCAUACAGAAAUUUAAAAAAUACAAAGUAUGUUAUAUUAUUAUUCAAGAAAUUAAAUAAAAAUAUAUACUUUUAAUUGAAUUUAAAAUAUUUAUUUUAUAAAUAGUAAAAGCCUGUUUAUUUUAGAUUCUGAGGGAAACAAGGAAUAUAUUAGUUUUAAAAUAAUGAUAAUUAUUUUUGUUUUUUUUUUUAUCUGUAAUCAACUUUUUUACCAGAAACCUUGCUCAGCUUUUUAAGUAACAAGUUUUAGGUCAAAAUAUCUAUAUUAUAAAAAAUUUGUAACAACUUCUUUAAUUUUAACUGAGUGUACAGAUACUUUUAUUAUUUCGCCUACAAUUAAAUAAAUAAUAUAAAUAAAAAAAAAGAUUGACAUACUUUGUACAAUAGAUAGACCACAGUUGUAAGGGAGGAUAUAGAAGAGGAGAACUUAAUGUAUUUCUAUGGUGACCAGUUAUAAAAAUCCUAAAAGAAAUACAUUUGAAAUUUAGAUCUUUCAUUGUAAAAAAAAAAACCCUCCCUUGAAACAAUUGGCCAAUGUAUAUUAUGUAUACUAUUUUACCUAUUUUGCUCAUAGCUUAUCUCCAUCUAUAUACAUUUUUUUCUAUUACAACUAUAAAAACUAAUUAUUUGAAAUCAUUAUGUCAACUCAUUUGGUUUGUGUCUUUAUGAUGAAAAUACUUUGAAAUUUAAAUAAUUUUAAUUUUAAUGGUAAACAUUUAAAUAUAUAAAUACAAAGCUUCAUUAGUAAAUAUUUACUACAUUUUUAUAUUUAUUUAUUUAUUAUUCAUAAUUUUUGAAAAAAGAGUACUGUCCUACAAACAAUUGUGGUCCAAAUUUCAAGUUUCUACAAAUAUUUGGAACUGAAUUAUAACAGGAAAAUAAAAUUAAAAAUUAUUUAAUUAUUUAAUAACUUAAAAUAAUAUGCAUAUUAUAUAAUUGUAAAAAUUGUCUAGUUCUUGUUGAGCAGUUGUAUUACAUGUAUAUUUGUAUUUUUUGUACUUAGUACAAUGCCAAAUACAUUUGUCCAUCAUUUUGGCUUAUAUUACAAUAAACUGUAAAGGCGUUCUUAUAUUUGUUUAAACUAAAUAUCAAACAAAAAUUGAUGACUCGUAAUCAAUAUUAUUGGCAUGUUGAUAAAGUUGUUUUUCAUCAUAUUUAUUGUCUGCAGGAAAAUUUAGUUAUAUUUUUGUAAAAGACUCAUUAUAUACAACCCUACUGCAGGAACUCAUAAUUAUGAAAAAUAUUUCAGAUAAUACUAUACAAUAUUAAUAUGGUGAUUGGUUAUUAUUUCCUGUGUGAUAUUUUUAUUACAGAUAUUUUUUACUCCAGAUAUUCUAAAAUGUUUGACUAGUCAGCCCUUAAAAGAAGUUAUUUUUAGAUUUUACAAGCAGUUUCAUAAUAAUUUCAUAAAAACUUAGGAAACCUGAGAAAAUUUACGAAAUGUAUUAUUAUUUGUUUUAAUUCAGUUAAAAAUAUUCUUAAAGGCUUUAAAUUUUGACAUAAAACUUAUAUUUGCCUAUUUUAGACACUAAAAAUUUUAUUAAUUUUGAUUUUAAUUUACAUAAUAAUUUUAGAGAUUUUCUUAAAUUCUGAAUGGAACGAAGAAGCUUAUGGUUUUACAAAGAUUUUUUUUUUUACUAUGAUAAGAAUUUCUACCAGAAACCUUGCUUCAAUAUGUACCAUUUCUGAAAGGAAAUAUUGUCUAGAUCAGUGAUUCUCAACCACUAGUGUGUUAGGUAUUACUUUGAUUUGUGUUGCCAAAAAAGUUGUUGAUUUAUGGUUUUUUAUAUUUUUUAUAGUUUUUUACUGUAUAGUUUCAAAGUAUAAAUAUAUAACAUUAUUAUUAAGGUAUGAUAAACCCAUAAGAAAAACUAGGAAAUUUGCAUUAUGCGUAUGUAUGUAAACAAGCAUGUCCUCAGUCAUCAUAGUCCUUGUGUUAUAAACAUUGUGUUUGUCAUUUUAAUUUCAUUAAUUGUAUUAAAUGUGUCGUCAUUUUUGUGGAUCUAAAUUAGGGUUGAGAACUACUGGUCAAAAUAUCUAGAUUUUUUUUUAUCUGUGUGCAACUUUUCUACUAGAAAUUUAAGUUUAUUCUAUUACAUCUUUUAGCACUUUUUCUCAAAGCAUAUCAGUGCCAAGAGGUAUUUUGAAAAAGUUAUUUUUUGAUUUUCUUAGGAGUUUUCUCAUAAAAUGUGAAAUACCAAAAAAAUGUAGAAAAACAAAAAUAUUGGUAUAAUAUUAAACAAAUGUUUUUAAAGAAAAUAUAUAAUGCCUGUAAUAAUUUAAUUAUUUUACUAUAAUAUGACAUUUAUUAAAUUGUUGACAAAGCAUCACUAAUGUCUGAACUCCCUAGAAUUGUUUUUCCUUAGCAAUUGUUUAUUGUUGCUUACAGGUAUACACUAUAUUACUUUUGACAGUGGUUGCACCUGUAGUUUUUUUAUAUAAUUUACAUAAUAAUUUUUAUCUAUAUUCUGUAGAUAAAAAGGCUAACCCAAACAGAAAUUUAAAAUUGAACAAGAGAUUCGUUUUAAGUCAUACUUUGUGGUAAAAAAAAAAUGAGUGAAAUGUAGUAUUUUAAAAGAAUUUAUUUUUUUACGAUUUACAUAAUAUUUUCAUAAUUAUUAGAAUAAUUACAUCACUUAAUUAUUUUUUCCAGAAAUACAAUUAUUUACCCAAAACUUGCUUUUUGUUAAACAAAGAUUUUAAGGAUGACAUGAAACCUCUGUUAUUCAUAAUCAAAGGGAUUUUUUAUGACUAUGGUGGUAGUAGAGAUACAGCAUUUAGUUAUUUCGCUAAUGGGUUUUUUAAUGGAACAAGUACCAGAAAGCCUAAUGAUGUUAUUGAAUGGGAAUAUGUCAUACACAAUUAUAAUACAUAUUCUUCAAGUAUUUAUAAACGCUCAGAUGACAACUAUGUUACAACUUUGAAUAACACUGAAAUAUUAGAACAUGCUUGGAUACAAUGGGCAACAUUAAUUGAAAAUUAUUUAAACCAGUCCACUGCUAAAGAUAUUAAAAUUGUAUUAGCAGCUAUGAAAUGCUAUAUCAUAGCAUCUGAAUUAGCUAAUAACAAGAACAAUAAUAUUUUAAUAGCUAAAGUAAGUGUAAACUGUUGUAAGGUAUGAAAUUAUUAAAUAAUCAUUUUAAUAUUAUUAUUUAGAUUUUAUUACUCUUAACAUACGAUGAUAAAAAUUGUACAUUGUUACACGUACUUGAAAAUUGUAAUAUUACAUAUUCUGAUUUAUGGCUUCCUCAGAUCCUAAAUAUUUUUGUUGAAAAGACUGAAACAGUCAUUGAAAAAAUAAUUUUGAAGGUAAUAGUCAAACUACUACUUUUUGUAUUUUAUCUUAAAAAGUUUUACACAAAAUUAAGUUAUACCAAAUUUAUUAUUAAUAUUAAUUUUAUUUAAUUAUUUUCUAUGUAUUGUGUAUAAUUUUAGAUUAGAAAAUUACACCCACAAAAAAUGUAUUUAAUACUUUAUAGAAUGUAUCUCAUUGAACAAAUUAACCAAACAAAAAAAAUGGUAAAAAUUUGUUAUUUAAAGUUUAAAUUAAGUUAUGCAUAUAUUAUUUUUCUAAUGUAAAUUCUUAUCAUUUUUUUUUUCAGGAACCACCAUUUAAUUACAAUAAAUGUAUGUAUAUUUAAAAUUGUUCAGUUCAAAUUAUUGAAUAUAAUUAAUUUGUUACAAUGUUUAAUAUUUAAAAUAGAUGGUGUUCAAAAUGACAAUUACAAAGUCAAAAAAAUCAAAAGAAUGAUGAAUUUAUUACAAAAAUAUAAUUUUGAUACUAUUCAAUUGGACUAUUUUAUAAAUGAAGUUGGUUUUUUAGAAUAAAUGCUUUUUUUUAGAUUCUAAGUGGAGUGAAAAAGCUUAUAAUAAGAUGGAAUAAGACUCUGAGUAAAAAUGUUGAAAUAAAUUAAAUUUCAACUCGAGUUUACAAAUAAUUAAUAUUUCCUUACAAAAAUAUUACAAGUCCAAUAAUAAAAUUUUCACAAAUAUACUAAGUACAAAUAAUUUAAUUCAAAAAAUAUUCUAAGUCCAAAUUAAAAAAAUUCACAAAAAUAUUACAAGUCCGAAAGAUAUUCAUAUAAAUAUCAUAAACAAAGUGACAAAGUGAUCAGUAAUUUCCCGAAUAUUAGGGUGCUAUUUAGUUUAUUGCAUUUUAAUAUUACCUUGGUUCUCCGUUAUUUUGAUUCGGUUGGCACUCAAAAGCAUUGUCGUUGUUAUAAUCCUUAUUAAAUUCUUAGCCCCCCAACCCACCCCCGGUUUUGGUUGUGUUCUGUGGAAUGGUCCCUUUUUUUUUUAAUAAUUCAAUUUUACUACGGGUUCACGCCCGUAUACCUGUAAUGGCAUGUGGGCACAUAACUCAACUUAACUCCGCUCAGAAUCGUUUUUCGUUAACAAUGGUUUAUUGUUACUUACAUGUAUACAUUAAAUUAUCUGUAACAGUGGCUGCACCCUUGCUCAUUAUCCUAAGACUUCUUUUUUUUAAGUACCUUUUUUGCUCCACUGAUUGGCUACUUAUAUAAUAUUUAUUUAUUUAUUUAUUUAUUUAUUAUUUAUAAUACAAUAUUGUUUCAUUUACUAAGCCUUCAGUUGUGCAUGGCACUGUGUUUAGAGGGAAUAUUAGUAGUCACAGUCUACAGUUCCUGUAUUGUAUCUCCAUUUAUACAGGUUUCUCUUUGUUCAGGUAACUCCUAAUCUUAAUCUAUUCAGUGUUUUCCAUGUGUUCAAUUUGUUGCUUAAUCUACGUGGGAGUUGUUCUUUUAGUCUUAUUUUGAAGUUUUUACAUCGCUGGCCAUGCUUUUUAUAUCAGGAAGAGGGUACUAUUCUAGCUAAAACUUGAACCAAAGGUAUAAGUGUGGGUUAUGGACAUCCCGUAAUUAGGCGGCAUGCCCCUUUUAAGGCCACAUCCUCUUUUUUUGCAUGAUAUGAUCUACUCCAUACUGGACAUGCAUACUCUCCAGCUGAAAAACAUAGACCAAGGGCUGUAGUUUGUAGCAGCUGCGGGUUGGCUCCCCGUAUUGUUUAGGUUAAUUUCCUUAAUAGGUUGUUUCUUUCUGCAAUUUUCAUUUUAAUUUUGUCACAAUUACUCAUAUAUGUUAAUUCAUAAUUAAUAAAUAAUUACUAAAGUAUUUAUUUAUUUUAUUAAUAUAGUAAUAUAAUAGUAGUAUUGAAAUAUAUAUUUAAAAUUAAAAUUGUAUGUAUUUAUUUAAAUACAUUAUUUUUAAUUUGUAUUAAUAAACAAUAUUAAGAUAUAUUACAAUAUAGGUAUGUUUUCUGAAUAAAGUAUUCAAAAUGUAACAUUUACAUUAAUUAUCUACCUUAUAUUUUAAAUAUAGAUAAAUGCAUUAGAUGAAAGUUGGGAUGAAGAAUUACGCCGGCAGUUAUAUGAAUGUUUAUAUUUGUGUUAUGGUUAUGCCUUUGAAAAUAAAAAUUUGAAAGUUCGAGUUCCCAGAGAAAUUACAAAUUUUAUUAAAACCAUAGUUAUAUCAUUUGUUGCUCAAGAUGUAAACAUGGGUGUGUAUUUUUAAAUAAAAAGCCAGUACAUUGUGUGAUUAGAAAAUUAUAAUUUUUUAACUUUUUUCAUUAUCUAAAAAUAUUUUAUGGUUCAUUCAAAAUUUAAUUUAAUAUUUGUAACUAAAAUGUAUUUUAUUGUAGACAAAUUUAAAAAGAAAAAAACUUUUUUGAUUCCGGAUAAUUUAUCACAAUAUUAUCAAUUCCUCAAGGAAAAGUUCCCAUUGGAUUUUAGCUUCAAUUCAGUGCCUACUAUCAAAUUGAUGGUGAUUCAACUAAGGAAAUGGAUACAUUAUAUAGAACAAAAAUCUUUUUAUCCAUCAAAAAUAUUUCAUAGUUUAAGAUGUCCCACAAUACUUAACAUUGAUUGGACCGUAAUAAUGUUGCCCAGUGACAAUUAUAUCAAUGUAAUAUUUUAUUAACAUAUGAAUAAAUAUUUUAUACUUUGUUAUUCAAGAUAUGUUUAACCACUUAUGUUGUACAAUUUUUUUUAUUUUAGGAUUCUUCAAAAGCAGUCAGAAUACACAAUUUGGGUGGUUAUAUAUAUUUGAAAGACAAAUCUGGAGCUGUUGUCAAACAAUUAAGUAUUCGUGGAACUGAUGGUUUAAUAUACACCUAUCAUAUUUCCAAAGGAAAAAGUAUUGACUCUGAAGAAAGAAUUUUUCAAUUAUUCCACAUAGCAAAUAGUUAUUUACAGGAUUAUAAAGUAAUUUGUAAUGUUAUUUAUUCAUAAGUAUGUUUUUUAAAAAAAAAUUACAAUUUGCAUUACUUCAGGAAACAGCUAAACGAUUUUUGAAAUUUUCUAUACCAAGAACUUUUACAGUUACACCUUAUUUGCGUAUGGUAGAAAAUAGUAGUUCAGUGACUUCACUUAUGGAAAUUUAUGAAAAAAUGACUAAAUCACAUUUCAUUGGCGAGGAUAUUAACUUUUGGUUUUCAGUAUUAGAUACAUGCAUAAUUGUAUGUUAAUCAUUCUAUUAUUUUACCCUUAGUUAACUGUAACCUUUUUUUUUAAAAUGUAUAUUAUAGACUGAGAGAUCUAAUCCUUUAAAAGAAGCAUUCCUUGCAACAUCUAUAAAAUAUGGUUCAGAUAAAGUGCUAAAGAAUUGGGUUUUAUUAAGAUAUCCAUUGCACUCUGAUUAUUAUAUAUUUCGUAAAACUGUAAGUUGUUUUUUACAAUUGUGAACCUACUUAUUUAUGACCUAUGUAAUUAACAAUUUUAUAGAAAUUUAAAACAAUUUAUAAUAAAUAUUAUUUUUAGUUUAUUGAACAUUAUACACUGCUUUGUUUCUUUGAGUAUGCAUUCAAUCUGAUUAAAUUAAAGCCUGAAAUGCUGAAUAUAGAUGAAAACAAUGGUUCAGUUAUUGCUCUGUAUUAUAAAUUUUCUAUAAGUGAAGUUCAUGGUAAGUAUUUUAUAUUUAUUUUUAAAAAAAAUUAUUUAUUUAUUUGUUAUUUAAUUUAUGGAAUAGUUUACAAAUAAUAAAAUGUUUACAGGAGACUUGUUUCAAAGUCAUGUCAUACCUUUUCGAUUUACACCAAACAUAGCAUCAUUUAUUACACCAUAUCGAAAACAUCAAUUAGUUAAUAUUUUAACUACAACUGGUCGAUGUUUAACUGGCAGUCGUAAUGAUAUUAAUGUUGUAUUAAAAUUGUUGUUGAAGGAUGAAUUCAAUGUAAGUAAUUCAUAAUUAAUUAAAUAUGAAUGGAUAUAUAUACUCUGUCUCAUGAGAGCACGGAAACCAGAAUUCAACCCACUCCUUACUUGGAUGUAUGUGAACAGGCAAAAAUAGUGGGAUAUGCGCAUGAAAAACAUGUAUCUUCUCUCAUGAGACAGAGUAUAGUUAAUAAAUGAUAAUAAUCAUAAAAACCUGAAAUUUUCACCCAAUAAAAUAUAAUAACUUAUCUUUAUAAUAUUAAUUAUAGAUUAAAUUCAUUUAAACAAUCACAUUUAAAUAAUAUAACUGAUUUGUUACUAAAACCACAAUAAUAAUUAAAAAUUAGUUAACUUAAUAAUAAUAAAUUUGUUAUCUGUAAUUAAUUUUGUUAUAGAAAAAGGAAAAGAACAAAAACCUCAAAAACCAGCAUAUUGAUGAAGUAGUUAAUAGAAACUUGAGUUAUGUAAUGAAAAAUUUUGAUAAAAUCAAACAUCUUUCAACAACCAAUCCGGUAAUGAACUGUUAAAGAAACACUAUACCAGCAUUAACUGUCUCAGUCUAACAGAUUUAAUGGUAUAAUAAAAAAAUAUGCACUAUUUUAGAACAUAAAUUGUGGCCUUUAGGUUGAA
Molecule: messenger RNA, 35283 nt
Organism: Cinara cedri
Lineage: Eukaryota; Metazoa; Arthropoda; Insecta; Hemiptera; Aphididae
Source: the annotation of a GenBank genome assembly